Molecule: messenger RNA, 1556 nt
Organism: Zerene cesonia (dogface butterfly)
Lineage: Eukaryota; Metazoa; Arthropoda; Insecta; Lepidoptera; Pieridae
Product: protein THEM6-like
Exons: 5
Coding region: 184-882 (232 amino acids)
Source: RefSeq, a predicted model, not a curated record
UUUCAAUAAAAUUCUUUGAGAAGGCAGCUUGUAAGGUUAUUUACGAAUUUAGCGUUUAUAUUAAUCGUUUGGUUAUAAAAUUGUGUUUUAAAUUUUAAUUGUGUUUAAACAGUUUUGAACUUUAUUUAUAAUUUUGCAUGAAUAUGUUUUAAAUGCGUUUCAUACCGGCUUCCUCUAGUCAAAAUGUGGACCGUGUGUGUGCCUGGAUGGAGCGCGAUCCUCGUGGCAGGGACUCUACUCCUGUAUGGUACAUUGGAUGUAGCAUACUUCGCUCGAAUGAUGUAUACAGUGGCCAAGGCGAGAUACUUUAGGAAGAAAGCCUGUAUCUUAGAUACGACAGAAGUGCAAUCAUGGUGUCUCCUCACGGACAUCGACACGCUUCUGUACCAUAUGAACAACGCUCGCUAUCUGCGGGAAUUAGACUUCGCUAGGGCGGAUUUCUAUGAGCGUACAGGCCUAUAUGCUAAUAUAAAGGCAGCGGGAGGUGCUGUGUUGCAAGCUGCGGCUACUAUACGGUAUAGGAGAUACGUUAAACCCUUUACGAAAGUCACUAUCACUUCUAAGGCGGUAUUCUGGGAUGAGAAGACGCUCUUCAUGGAGCACGAGUUCAUAGGCCCCGGGGGGUUCGUGCACGCGGUGGCCGUGUGCCGCCAGCGGGUCAUCGACACGUCGGCGGCCGCCAUCGCCGAGCUGCUGCUGCAGCUGCACUGCGCCGGCGCGUGUAAACCCCAUCCGCAGAAGAUGCCGCCUGAGUUGGAGCUCUGGGUGCAAAGUAAUGAAUUGAGCUCAGCAAAACUAAGAUCGCAGGCGCUUCCCACCAUACCGGCUAUCGAGCGACCCGACCCAAUGGCCUGUGGUGAAAUAGUCGCAAACACCGAGUGAGAUUUGCUCCACUGCCCAAAGGACGAGCUUCCAUCGAAGAUUCAAAAAAAGAAGAGCGAGUGAGACAGAUAUAGGGUGUCGGGCUCGGGCAGUGAAUAAAAUGAUCAUUAUACAACGCGACGCCAACGCGAAUGGACUAUUGUGCAAGUAUUGCGAUGAUUUCGUUUUGGAAUUAUUUUUAACGUUACGUGUAUACCUACUAUUGAGAUCGUGUUAUUUUGUAUGAUUUAACAUAGAUAUUAAUUUAAUGUGCAUUUAUAAAUGGAAUUUAUUUUUGAACGUCACUGUUUUAAAAUAGCAUAGAUAUUCAAGUAUUAAAUUAUAUGAAAUAAAUAUAACUAUAAACUUGUAAUGGCGCCUAUGCACACAAUAUAAAGGAUUUUGUACAUACGUAAUAAUACAAUGCUUACAAAUGAAUAAAAACUAAUAACGUUAAGUAAUGCUUUCAGUAUUUUCGGCACGGAGGAUAAUUAAUGUUAAAUUGAAAAAUCUAAAUCAUGGUGGUUUAAAAAUGGUGGUUUAUAAUGGUUUUUAAAACCUCUAAAAUGUUUGUUGGUUUGGAAUUACAGAAAUAUAUAAUGACGGCUAGCUAAGCUAGAUCUAAAGCACACAUUAUUGUUAUUGUAAACACUCGUUGUAUAUAUCUGAUGUAAUCGUGUACAAUGAAAUACUAA